AUGACCCCAAAGAAGCGAAAGUCACCGGGAUCAUGUAGUGGGCUUGAAAAGGCACAGGAACCGCUUGACGGCUGGUUUUACUCCGGAGCGGGCGUCGAGUCGCUCCUCGUCACAUAUGCUGCCAGUCUGGGAACUCGAAUCCUCCCUUCCGUGCCGCUGUGGACGCUACUGACGACUUUGAAUCUCGUUUACGCUGUCGCCUCUACGUCGCGACUGCUCAAUGGUCUCUUCGCGUCAACAUGUUGGCCAGUCAUUUUCAUCACUUGCCUGUUUCAAUUCCAAUCCGCCUCAGAACUAGCACAGCGUAACCUUCGUCGAGUCCUUCGAGAUAUAUCCUUUACCCGAUACACAAUCGCGCUGUUCAACUUACCGGCCCUAGAUAUUGACAUGGAGGUUUCUGGGCAGAUGGUCAUCCGCCUUGUGACGGUUUGUCUUUCAAGUCUAACAUUGAUUGCUCAUGGAGUCGAAGUGGGGAUCAAGGUGACCGACGACAUCGAGCUUGCGGUUUAUACUGAGCAAGUGUGUGCUUCUCUCUUCAGGAAAAUCGAGAUCAGCGAUAUCUUUGGAAAUGUGAAAGGAGGUUCUACAGAAAUGACAUUUGCUGACGUCAAAGACUCUGACAACGAAGCAGACGAGGAGUCUUUAUUUAAUGAAACUCCUCUCUUGCGUGCUGCAGCUGCAGGAUCCGAAGGUUUGAAAAUUCGGCCAAAGUCGCGAGAGUCAUUGGCAGGCAGAUCGUACAUCAAAGGUUUUUCAGUGCAAGCAGGGUUCGAUGACAUCAGAGCUCUCUCGCCUAAUGAUCAGAAUGAGAAGCAAAAGUACUUGAAGAUGCUAAACGAUAUCCGAACCACUUGUGCAGUCUAUCAAUGUCCAGCCCUCGUUCGUGAAGCAGCUAAAGAACAAGGACGAACCUUGAGGAUGAAAAAGAUGUGA
Messenger RNA from Verruconis gallopava, 933 nucleotides. RefSeq lists its product as uncharacterized. Bases 1 to 933 code for a protein of 310 amino acids. Lineage: Eukaryota; Fungi; Ascomycota; Dothideomycetes; Venturiales; Sympoventuriaceae. The transcript is spliced from 2 exons. The record is from RefSeq and is a predicted model, not a curated record.